Cimex lectularius (bed bug) is the source of this 6541-nucleotide messenger RNA. It is a transcript of the gene cut, whose product is annotated as homeobox protein cut. Gene Ontology annotation, molecular function: DNA binding; DNA-binding transcription factor activity, RNA polymerase II-specific. The coding region runs from base 1073 to 4927 and encodes 1284 amino acids. NCBI's taxonomy places the organism in Eukaryota, Metazoa, Arthropoda, Insecta, Hemiptera, Cimicidae. Gene Ontology annotation, biological process: regulation of DNA-templated transcription. The transcript has 13 exons. The record is from RefSeq and is a predicted model, not a curated record.
UGGAUUCCCUUCAGUCGGUAGCCAGCCUCGGUCUGUCGAGGAUGUGACAGAAUCCUCUCCGAAUUGGGCCGCAGAACACGUUCGUCCGUUGGUAGACGUUGACCGUUUGAGACUUGUCGAACGCGACUGACGACCGACAUGGCAUAAGUAUCGCCUGGGAUAAAGGGGGGUUUCGCGCCGGGUACAGUUAUGGAUAUUCAUGGUAUGCACUCAAUGGACUGGCUUUUCAAGAAAGAAAGAAUCUAUCUUUUGGCUCAGUUCUGGCAGCAGGUGAGUUCAUCCCCAUACACGUAGUUGUAAACGUAACGUGGGGGGUCGUCGGCUAUUAAGGAAUGUCGACCAGUGGACACCGAUACCGGAAGUGUGAACAGUGAUGUGAUGACACUCGAGAGUUUCUGCCCUCCAGUGCAUGUGAUUUUUUCAUUUUAUCAACGAGUUCGUAUUUUCCGAGGUACUGUCUUUUAUUUACUUUUUGUUUUAUUUUUUCGCGAGCUUUAAACUUGGUUCUGCCUCACUUCCUUUGACUCUCAAGUGAUUUUUGAGUGAUGUUACUGCUAAACGACUUAUGACAACCGCACAAACGCCUAGCACCAAUCUUUCUGCAGCUGGUUCUCGUUUGGCGCGUUCCACCUGCCGGGAUUGGUUUAUCGAUACGUGUGUACAGUAAAAUUUUUCAUUUCGACCCUAUAAAUAUUUCGGAUUUGGGCUGAAAUCGCGAUCCGCAAUCUUUUAUCACAUCGUCGUUUUACAAUUUGAAAAACAAAAAACAAAAUAAAAACAAGAACGAACGCGGCAAUUCAAAGAAAAAACGCGUUAGAAGAGAGACUGUGUUUGAAUUUUAUCUUCUAAACUUAGUGUCUGUUUCUUAUUGUAGCGUGUUCCAAAACACAAAAAAUCGACUAACGCCAAAUCGAUGUUGUCACGUUUCUAGUUGGGAAGCCGAGACAACACCGCAGAUUCGCUGAGACUCAGUUAACGACGAAAGUGCCUUAAAAAUUAGUGAACGCCCAAACGAUACGAGGAUUAACUCAAAGAAAAAGAAGCCUCAAGAAAUACCAAGAAGCUGAACAAAAUGAAGAUGAGCGGCUACCCGGCUUACAUCUGUUUGUUCGGGCGUGAUAGGGCGACACUCGCUGAAAAAGAAGUUUCCGCUUUAAAAGAACAAUUAGCUGUAGCGAAUCAAAACCAAAGCGAUACAAAGAUGGCGACUGUCACCCAAGGAACCGAAGAAAUAAUGAGCCGUUCUAAUAUUGAGCUAGAACUCUCGGCUAAAGAUAAAGAGAUCUCGCAGUUAUUGGAAGAUGUGCAGAGGCUGCAAAACAGCAUAGGGAAAUUGCAAGAAAAUUCAGCCAAUCAAAUUGCGAGACUUGAAGAGGAGUUGGAGCAUAAACGGCAGCAUAUAUGCCGGCUAGAGGCGAGAUUAGAGGCUCAGAAGGAUUAUAACGAACUGAAAAGGCAACUUAGUGGUCUAAGGCCUCCUGAGGAGACUUCGGCCAAGGCGGAGGAGCCCGAGAAAGCUAAAUCUACGACGGAUAAUUCUGUUCCUAAGCCUGCUAGUACGCCAUCUGAAUCUCAAGGCGAAGUUCCUACCCUCCAUAAUGUAGAAACAUUCGGCUCAUUUUUGGGCGAAGAAAUUGUAGCGAACUGGAGAAGGUCUUUGGAAAGAACUAUGGUGUCUCAAGCCACGAGGCCGACACCGCCUCCAAAUUCUUGGCCAUCUCAAUUCGAUGGUAAAGUGAAGACUGAAGAAAACAGGGAACGGGAAAACGACAAAGGAGUUUCCCCAGCAAGAGAAUUACCACUGGUGAACGGUACUUCCAGUCCCGGUAAUCACGAGCAAGAAGUUCCCCACAAUAACAACAACAAUAAUAACAACAACAAUAACAACAACAACAACAACAAUAACAACAACAAUCCAAUGUUGCCGAACGGUCUGUGCGGUUUGAACAUCGGAUUAAACAAUAAUGUCCUGAGUGGUGGAACGCCCCUGAAUUUGAACGAUGUGAUAAAAAGUCCUUUCCGUUUUGAUGAGAGGUCGCCGUUCAGAUUCAGCGAAGACCCAAGCUGCAUGGUCGGCAGGUUCGGCGAAUCCCUAAUACCCAAAGGCGAUCCGAUGGAGGCCAGGCUUCAGGAAAUGCUCAGGUACAACAUGGAUAAGUACGCUAACCAGAACCUGGAUACACUUCACAUCGCACGACGGGUUCGAGAACUACUCUCGAUACAUAACGUCGGCCAGCGUCUCUUUGCAAAGUACGUCUUAGGACUUUCUCAGGGGACGGUUUCCGAGCUUCUAUCGAAGCCUAAGCCUUGGGACAAGUUGACGGAAAAAGGGCGAGACUCCUACCGGAAGAUGCACGCUUGGGCGUGCGACGACAACGCCGUUCUCUUGCUCAAGUCGCUCAUCCCGAAAAAAGGUAAAGAUGGUGGUGGUGGAAUUGGUGUUUUGGCAAGAGGUUCUGAAUCUGAGAUGACAGAAGAAAGGAUUGCACAUAUACUUAACGAAGCGAGUCAUAUGAUGAAACCCCAAGCACCAGAGGAUAGCCACAGCAAUGACGAUAGCAAAUCACCCAACCACCCUCAGAGUGCUGAAUCGCCCCUUACGAGGGACAAUUCGCAAAAUCGGAGGUUGAAAAAGUAUGAAAAUGAUGAUAUCUCUCAUGAACAGGUGAUGAGGAUAUACCAGGAAGAGCUAGCCAAACUGAUGGGAAGAAGACUGGAAGACCAGCCAUUUCCAGGAAUGGUGUUCCCACAUUUCUUAAGCGGUGGUAGUGGUGAAGAUGUGAGAAUCGCUAUGGAUGCUUACCACCGAGAACUUGCCAAACUAAGCAGCAAUAGUGGUGGUCUCCAGCACCCCCUUGCCGCCCUCCAUGCCCAGAGUUUGUCUGCAGCACAUAACGGUAUUGCUCAAGAUUUGUCUUUGCCAAAACAAGUUAAACGAGAAAAAAGCAAUAAUGAGGACGACAAAAAGGAAGAUGAUAGGCAUGGUGGAAGUGCAUUUUCUCUAGUGAGACCUAAAGUGGAACCCGGCUCGCCACUGGGGAACGUGAUCCUACCUCCUGAAGAUAUGGGAGGAGGCUCUGGUACAGCAGCUGUGAGUCCACUGCAAAGGAUGGCAUCCAUCACAAAUGCGCUUAUCUCACAACCACCAUCACAACACCACCAUUCCCCAUCUCAAAGGCCCCUGAAGGCUGUUUUACCACCUAUCACGCAACAACAGUUCGAUCAAUUCAAUAAUCUCAAUACAGAAGAAAUUGUGAGAAAGGUCAAAGAGCAACUAAGUCAAUUUUCAAUAAGCCAAAGGCUAUUUGGUGAAUCUGUUCUUGGUUUAUCACAAGGGAGUGUUUCUGAUUUACUAGCCAGGCCCAAACCAUGGCACAUGUUAACUCAGAAAGGAAGAGAGCCUUUUAUCAGAAUGAAAAUGUUUCUCGAAGAUGAAAAUGCUGUCCAUAAAUUAGUUGCUUCACAAUACAAAAUUGCUCCGGAAAAAUUGAUGAGGACUGGAGGUUAUGGUGUCAAUGCCAGUAAGUUCAUUUAUUCUAUUUCUCCAUUGUGCAAUUUCAUAAUCACAAUGUUUAUUCUAGCUGGUGGGCCACAUUCAAAAGCUAUUGCCGGAACAUGUGGGAAAUUUGGAACCAACGAUGCAUUUUUACACAAUCCCACUAUGCAUAUUCCUCAUAGUGCACCAGCACCACCGCCAGUACCUGCGAUCACACCUCCUGAUAUGAAGAAAUGUACGAUUCCUCCACAGCAGUGUCAUACUCCAAUGCAACAAUACCCUGGCAUCAAAAACCUCCAUCAUGUAUCUCCUUCUGUAUAUGAAAUGGCAGCACUAACACAGGACUUGGAUACCCAGUCAAUAACAACAAAAAUCAAGGAAGCUUUGUUAGCCAAUAACAUAGGACAGAAGAUAUUUGGAGAAGCAGUAUUAGGUUUGUCACAAGGUUCUGUUAGUGAACUCCUUUCCAAACCUAAACCCUGGCAUAUGCUGAGUAUCAAAGGAAGGGAACCUUUCAUCAGGAUGCAGCUGUGGCUUUCUGACUCAAACAACAUUGAUAAACUUCAAGCUUUAAAGUCUGAGAGGAGGGAACUCAACAAGAGACGAAGAGGAUCAGGUCAGCAAGACAAUAGUAGUGACACUUCAUCCAAUGAUACUUCUGAGUUCUACCACAGCAGUGCAGGAAGUCCACCAUCGGCGAAAAAGCAUAGAGUAUUCUUUUCCGAAGAACAGAAGGAAGCGUUGAGGCUCGCUUUUGCUUUAGAUCCAUAUCCCAGUUUAGCUACAAUAGAAUUUCUAGCGAAUGAACUAAGCCUUGUGUCCCGCACAAUUACCAAUUGGUUUCAUAACCAUAGAAUGAGACUGAAGCAGAGUCCUCAGGGAGAGACACUGAACAGAGAGGGGCAAGGCUCUGGUUUUGAUCCUGUACAGUUUAGAAUAUUAUUAAGCCAAAGGUUAGGACUUCCUUUGCCAUUCGCUGGCCCAUUUUUCCAUUCAAACAGUGAAAUGUCAAAUAUGAUAUCUAGGACUGAUCUACCUUUGAGGGAACAAGGCUUAGAUCUCUCGAUUAAACAUGAGUAUGAAGGUGAAGACAACGAAAGCCAUGUAGACUCUGAGGAUUCGUUUUCUGGUGUUCCAGAAACAAGAGUUCCAGAACCAAGGAUCUCAAGAAGAAAACCUGCAGCACCCCAAUGGGUCAACCCAGACUGGCAACAAGAGCCGGAAGUGAUUAUUAAUGGUGUGUGUGUGAUGCAAACUGAAGACUAUGAUAGGGAAGGUCGUGAAGAAACAGUCAGAGUAGAACCUGUGCCAGUACCUGAAGAAAGGAGUGCUACGCCUGAAAGCACGCCUCAACCACCUCUGGAAGAGCCCAAAUCUUCCCUUGCUGUGAAGCAAGAACUAAAGGAGGAAAAAUGGGAAAAUCAAUACUAAUAUUAGAUUGAGAUUUAAACAAAAAUGUUUAGAAUUUUCUGAUUCUGAUGUUCAUGAUUCCUUUAUCAAAUAAUAAAUUUCUGUUAAGUUUGGGUCUUUAUAAAAUUCUUAUGAUUAAAGUAGUUAUGUUGCAAUGAUGAUUAGGUCUUAAGGAGGUUUUGUUUAUAUUGAAAAAGAAAUCAUGAACAAAAUAUUAAACGGGUAGUGUUUGUUUGAUGAAAUAAAUGUUUAUAUAUAAAAGUAAAACAUUAAUUACUUCAGUUUAUAAGUUAAUAUCCUAUUUGUUAGGAGUCAUUAGGAACACACAGGAACAUUUUUGUACAUACUAAUUGGUGUGUUAUACCAGUGCUAUGAUCUCAGUGGUGUGUGUUGAACUAUAUUGGUGAUGUGAUAAAUUAAAAAAAUAAAUAAUCCAGUAUUGGAUCGAAUCCCAUCUUAUGGUAGCAAAUGGAAAAUAAAACAAACUUAUUGUGUGAACAUGUGCAAUCAACGAAUUCUUAAAUAUUUAGUUCUAUAUCUGAUUAUGUAAGUAUAUAAUGAUAAUUACUGUAGCUGUCUUUCUUGUAAGACAAGGGGCAUUUUUGUUUUGUUUAUAUGUUUAUGUAAAUAAAGUAACGGUAGUUUAUGUAAUGUAAAGUGUACCAGUUAGGUUGUCAAAUGAACAGCCAGGUUUACACAAAUAGUAUGGUUGUGAGAUAUUAAGUUGAUGUUGUUGAAAUAAUCAAAGAUGAAAUAAGACUGGUUAAACUGUUAAAUACACAGAUCAAAUAGUUUUGUGAACAUGGUUAGAGAUGAAGAAAUAGUUAAUUUAGUUAUAUAUUUGUUUCUUUAAUUUAAUUUUAUUUUGACUUUUCUGUUGUUUUUCUUUUUUAAUUUUAAUUUUUUUCCAUUGAACCUGUCUUCAUUGUGAUACACAUAAUACUUAGUAAUUAUGUUUAUUUGGGAAUGUGUGAUUUUGAUUUUGAAUCCGAGCUAACUGUAAAUUAUGAAAAUAUAAUAAUUUUGAGACUUAAUGUCCAAAUUUCAGACAAACUUAAAGUGUCUAUAAAUUAAUGCACAAUAUUCUCCAAAACUAGCUUUUGCAAGUACUGUAUGUAACGUUUGAAUGUUUAAAAAAAUUAGUUUUAUCCCCAUCAUUUUACAUACAUAUUUUAUAAGUAUGUGAGUGUUGUAUGUUUUUCUACUUAAAAAGUUAUCAGCUUUUGAAAUAUAUUAGACCACUGAUUGAUCUAUCGAAUAAUUUGAAUUUCAAAUGCGUUACCGAAUUGAGAAUGGCGCAAAACAACUUUUAUUAUUGUACACAUGAAAAUAAUGUGGAAUCAUAUCACACAAUAUACCUCAAAAAUUGUAAAGUUGUUUGAAUGUAGAAGUUUGAAAAUUUGAAGAUGUAAUAUAUAUAUGAUAAUUAUUUAACUACUUGUCAUAAAAAACAUUACAUGGGCAUUAUUUGUUCCCAAUAGAUAAAUUUGAGAAGCUAUGUAUCUAUCAUACCUAAUUAUGGUACAAGGACUCCCAUUAGAUAAUAAACAUCAAUUGUAGAACAUAUUGAUUUUGAAAAAUAUUGACAUGUUUGUUAUAAAAAGUAGCAGUUAUUUUAUUUGUUACAUUGUAAAA